CUUCGAUCAUGCAUCGGCAUUCGGCAGCGCUGCUGUAUCGAUUCUUCUUGUUCAUUAUUCAAUUUUUUGUUGUUCCGAUUUUCAUUGGAUGACAUUCAUCCUCGCGUGUCCUGCCUACGUACGUGUUCUGGUAGCCUCACAGUCAGAUAAUGAAGAAAUUUGUGUGUCGUCUUCGGAGCUGAGCGCUGCUGACCUAGACAUCCAGCUCUAAUAAUUAUUAUGAGUGAGCCAGAGUCAGCGGCUGAGGACAUCGCUGCCAACGACGCUGCUGAGGUUGGCAAUGCCGGAGAGACGGCAGCAGAAGGUGAGAUUGCGGCGGCGACAGGCGAUGCCAGCUCCGAGGCAAACGCCGAGCCAGGGACACGAACACCUCAGCCCGAGGAUGCCGCUGGUGUCGAGGCAACGUCCGCUGAGAACCCAGAGUCGGAUCAGGGCCAGGGCGCGGAUGGCGGCGAGAAAGCAGCCGCCAAUGAGUCGCAAACGCAUGGAGCUUCGGCUACGGAUGCGGGCGACGAUGUUGGAGAUGCGCAGGCUGCGCCGGGAGCUACGGAGGAUUACGACGCAGGCCCCAGCGCCAUCGACGUAGUACUAGAUAACGCAACAGAACAGCAGGACUCAGCUGCCUCUCCGCCUGACGGUGAUGCACCGGAGGAUGCCCAGCAGCAUGAAGGUGCUGAAGAAGCAACGACUGGAUCACCACAAGCAGCUCAACAAGCAGCGGAGAGUGUCGACUCAGAUGCUGCCACUGUAGCCGCUGCUGAAGAUCAAGUUGAGCGUACCGAGUCAGAAGAUGGUGCUACAGAGUCUGCCGCUGACGAGAAAAGCCCUGGUGAAGAUGGUGAGAGUGGUGAUGAAGGAGAAGCAAAUGGCAAGGAAGAAGAACCCAUAGCGGACACUGACGCCGCAGUUCCGCCAGCACAGCAGACAGGCGCCACGGAGGAGGUCAAAACCAUCAACAGAGACGAGAUUAGCCAGAAAAUCAUGCAUAUGACGCAAGAAGCAGACAUGGCGGCCACCCUGUGUCUGAAGGAACAGCAGAAGAUUGCAGAAUACCUGCGCACAAAGAAACGCGGCGACGAUGGAAAGCAACUAAAACAUCAACAGCAGCUUUCUCAGACUGAGGAAACGACACGGUUCAUUAAAUACCUUGAGAUGCUGGAAGACAUAAAAUCUGCGCAGCUGCAUCAGAAGCGACUGUAUGAGGCACAGCUGCUUGGUCUUCAGAGCGAAGUUCAUGACUUGCGAACGCAGCUAAGUGAUGAGAUGAGCGCCCUGAAGGAGAAGCGGAGAUACGUUGCCCUGCAUAGCUUCAGCUCCGCCACCGGCAAACCGCUCAAGCUGGACGAUUUGGAGGCCUAUGAAGUUGACGAGUGGAUGAAGGAGGAUGAAGUGCGCAGAAUUCGGUUAGAGACCAUCCGUCAGCGUAUCAAGUUGGCCAAGCGUGAGGCUGUACUCCAACAACAUGAGGUUUUACCGGAUGGAACUUGUCUCAACAUCAUCGACUUUGAGCAGCUGAAGGUGGAGAAUGCAUCACUGUUUGAGACCACGGAGAGCAGAUCGGCAGAUGUGAAGAGACUAGAGGGCAAGAUAUCCUGAAUGUCAACACGAUGAGUCAUAUCCGCGAGAAGGAAUCCAGUGUACAGUUACAAAACAUAGCUCGAAAAGAGAAGUUGACCAAGCUGGACACUGGUCUUUCUGAGCGGCGUGAUCGGCUAAACAAGAUCAAGAAGCGCCGUGAUCAGCUGCGUAUCGAGAACCAGAGACUGAAAGAAGACAAUGGCUUGCUGGGAAACACCACCUUGCUGCAGGACUUUGCUGGCAAGCAAGAUGAUGCUUCCCGGUACGAGACUGACAUUCGAGCGGCCGAGGAACACCACAGGCGAAUGGGCAGCUUCCUGCGACUGGCACGCGAGGAGCACAUCGCGUGGUACGAGGCGGCCAUUCCACACGUGCAGCGCUACGUCUCCAAACGCCGCACCCGCAGCGAGCAGCCGCGAUUGCGCAGAGCGCGCUGGGAAACAGGUGGAGUUUGACGGACGCAAUCGCUACAGUACCGUCCGUAGUGCAUGGAUGAACGUCAUUGUACCGGUUAUGGAGCCCCAGCUUGAAUAAUAUCUAUAUGCCACCACGAAGACGAAUAUUGAUCCUAGUCACCAAAGUUCUGUAUGUGCUCGGAUCUGGAUAAGCUAUUUCCGGCUUUUCCGUUGACUGAACCCUGCAUAGGCACGCCUCGGAGUUAGGAAAUGUCGUCACGACAGAUCAUCCUUUAGUGUGCGUUUGGUGAACUACUCGGAACCCGCAACUAGUGUUGCUGCUGUCUCGAUCCUAUCUGCAAUCUUCUGCAUGACCUUAUGGCCAUGUGAAUUCGCUAAAUACUUGCUCAAGAGUCCAGACUGAUGGCAGUGCUGUGGGAUAGUAGUGUGUGCGUGUGCAUGUGCGUGUGUGUGUGCGUGUAUGCAUGCGUGUGCGUGCAUGCGUGUGCGUGCAUGCAUGCGUGUGUGGGUGUUCAAUUUCUUCUAACUGGCCCAUGCCAUGCUAUCCACAUGUCGCUGUGUGUUGUAUAAUAAUAUGAUUGUAUAUGCAGUACAUUAAUCAUUGAGUCAGUAUGUCAACUUUCUGACAUCAUCCCCAUGUAGUAAUGACAUCAUGGCAAGUAAUCCUCGUUGUAUGCGAAUACAACCGAAGGCACUUUACACAGUAUAUUUAAAAGAGUCCCGUAUUUGCUAUUAUUCCAUCCCAUAUUUGGUGAUGUUGGUGGUGUGUGUCUAUCAUAAUCAUCACCUGUACUUGUUUCUGAUUUGUGAGGGUCUAUUCGAGAAAGUAGUAAUAUAUCGAAUUAUGUUUCCGUGUCAUCUAAAUCUUCCUGCUGUCCAAUUGCUUGCCACUCGUGCACAUUGUGAUUGUGGAUGUAAUUGUUGAGAGUACUCUCCUAUCCUUGUGACUGAUUGCACUGAACUCCAGUCAGUCUAUGGCCCAUUCUAUACAACUUGUCUAUGGACCAUUCUACACCACUUUAGUGUAUGCAUAUGCUGAGAGGCUGCUGGAACGUAAAUUCUUCCUAUUUUUCUUGAUCACCUUGAUAUUCCCUCGAUCAUGCUUGAAACUUCA
Molecule: messenger RNA, 3108 nt
Organism: Sycon ciliatum
Lineage: Eukaryota; Metazoa; Porifera; Calcarea; Leucosolenida; Sycettidae
Product: coiled-coil domain-containing protein 96-like
Exons: 13
Coding region: 220-1596 (458 amino acids)
Biological process (GO): cilium assembly
Cellular component (GO): ciliary basal body; axoneme
Source: RefSeq, a predicted model, not a curated record